Messenger RNA from Salmo salar (Atlantic salmon), 4349 nucleotides. Lineage: Eukaryota; Metazoa; Chordata; Actinopteri; Salmoniformes; Salmonidae. The record is from RefSeq and is a predicted model, not a curated record.
UUGAGUCCGGCAACUAGUCAUCGUUCUGCCCAUAGAGAUCCUAAUGACUAAUUAUGUGGGCCUACUGCCAGGGGGCUCUCUUUGGCUGGCUGUCUCCAGUAGUCCUAGCCAGGCAACGAUUAUCUCCUCUUCCUCUCUGGCCCCAGUUCGUGCUCAUGACAUGUCUGCAGUCUGAAUGGUUUGUUUUUGCUAGCCGGCUCGUUUGAAGAAAGUAUCUGGUGGAGCUUGAGUGUGUAAAAUGAGCAACGUACAAAUACAAUUCGUACUAAUUGUGUCAUGUAUUUAGCUAGCUGGUCAUAUCCAUAAUUUCCAUGCAACAUCCGUUAACGUUAGUACAGAAGCUUAAGCUUCUAAACGAGCUAACAUUAGCUACGUCGAAUAAAUGAAUACACAUUAACGGAGUCCCCACAUCGGUGAUAUUGUUAGUCAACUAGCUAGCUAAAAUAGCAUCCUGAGCUUGGAUUUUCUUGUGCUUUCAUCAAUGUGCCCAUUCAGACGUUUAUCUGCACUCUCACUGGCUAGAAUGGUCCCACCUGAUCUCGCUUCCCUCUCUCGUCUGCCUUCCAUAUUUUACAACACGUAUUUCCAUUAUUAGAGCGGUCAUAAGACUAUCUUGUCAAUAUAAUAGACAAUAUUUGAUAAAGUCAGUGUUCGACAUUGCAGGCGACUGCCGACUGACUGAUAUACAUAGAACAAUGCGUCAUAAAUAACUCAUUAUUAUUUGUAGGUCAGUCACAAUUUACCUAUGAUACUUUACGGUUUUGAUCCUCUCGAACACGGCCAAUUAAUCCUUGUUCCUACAGAGAUCCACAAAUCCGCCAUGGCACACAUCAAGAACUUCCUGUAUGCUUGGUGUGGAAAGAAGAAACUUACAUCCAGCUAUGACAUUCGAGGAGCUGGAAACAAAAACCGGCAGAAGUUUCUGUGUGAGGUUAGUAUUGAGGGAUUCAACUACACUGGAAUGGGGAACUCCACCAAUAAGAAGGAUGCACAGGCAAAUGCUGCCAGAGACUUAGUCAAUUAUCUUGCCCAAGUCCAAGCCCUUGGGGUAAGUGUACCUGACUUCAGUGAGCCUAGCUGUGGGGGAGGAGAGGGUGAUAAAGGCAACGUCGGCUUUGGAAGUCUUCCUCCAAGUGGACCUAUCCCACCUCACCUGGUUGUGAAAGCUGAGGAGAAAGUGAAGCUGUUCAUGUCUCACAACAACAUGACCAACUACACCAUGGUCUGGGACUCCAAAACCAACCUGGAGCAGAGGAAGGGUCGGGCCGGCCGCAUCCAGGCUGGCUUCUGCUUUUAUCUGUGUAGCAGAGCAUGCUUUGACAAACUGGAGACCCAUAUGACCCCUGAGGUAUUCCGUACUCCUCUCCAUGAGGUAGCCCUGAGCAUCAAGCCGCUGAGACUAGGAUCCAUUGGCCAUUUAUUUUCCAAGGCCAUCGAGCCCCCUCCCCUGGGCGCAGUUAUCGAGGCAGAAUACACACUGAAAGAACUGGAUACCUUGGACACAAAUGACGAGUUGACUCCACUUGGUCGGAUCCUUGCAAAGCUUCCAAUCGAGCCACAGCUGGGAAAGAUGAUGAGUAUGGGCUGCAUAUUCAAUGUUGGAGAUGCAGUGUGCACCAUCUCCGCAGCGUCAUGCUUCCCAGAGCCCUUCAUCAAUGAUGGCAAGCGCUUGCACUACGUGCACCGUAACUUUGCUGGUACCCGCUUCUCAGACCACGUGACACUGCUGUCAGUCUUCCAGGCUUGGGACGAUGUGAGAACGGGAGGUGAGGAUGCGGAGUCCAGAUUCUGUGAACACAAGAGGCUCAACAUGUCCACACUAAGGAUGACCUGGGAGGCCAAAGUGCAGCUGAAGGAGAUCCUCAUCAACUCUGGCUUCCCUGAGGAGUGCUUGAUGACACAGAUGUUCAACAACGUUGGACCUGACAACCACCUUGACGUGGUCAUCUCUCUCCUGACAUACGGCUCCUAUCCCAACGUGUGCUACCACAAGGAGAAGAGGAAGAUUCUCACCACUGAGGGGUGCAAUGCCCUCAUCCAUAACUGCGCCUUCAGCAGCCAGGACAUAACCUACCCAUCACCGUUCUUUGUCUUUAGCGAAAAGAUCCGGACUCGAGCCAUCUCCGCCAAAGGAAUGACACUAGUCAGCCCACUCCAGCUGAUCUUAUUUGCCUCCAAGAAAAUCACAUCAAACGGGGAAAUCAUUGAGCUGGAUGAUUGGAUCAAACUGAAGAUACCUCAUGAUGUGGCUGGCUGCAUAGCUGCAUUGAGGGCUGGAAUGGAGGCCCUUGUUGUGGAAGUCAUCAAAGACCCUGAGUACAUCAGACAGCUGGACCCCACAAACGAGCGCAUGCUCAACAUCAUCCGCCAAAUCUCCAAGCCCUCCGCAGCCGGGCUUAACCUUAUGGUCAACAAUCUACGUUUUGGCGAUGGUCUAUGUCCUCGUAAAAUGGGCAGGUUUGAUGGAAGUGGAGGAGGGUACAGAGGAGGUGUAAGUAACAGAGGAAGCGGUGGCGGAUACCGUGGAGGUGGUGGAUACAGGGAGGGUCAGGGAUAUUAGAGCAUGUAACUUUUUGGAUGUUGUAUAUAAAAAUGCAUAAUAUGUUUGUUUAUUUUACUGUAAUAUUAGAAAAAUGUCUAAGGAUGUUUUGUUUUAGUUGUGCAUUGUGUGACACCCCACCACCACCACCACUAUGAAGUCAAGGUUAUUGGCCCACAUAUUUACAUUUACGUCAUUUAGCAGACGCUCUUAUCUAGAGCGACUUACAAAUUGGUCCAUUCACCUUAUGAUAUCCAGUGGACAACCACUUUACAAUAGUACAUCUAUAUCUUUUUUUUAGAGGUGGGGUUUCAGGUGUGAUAAAUGAACAAUUUUAAGUCUUUGCUAUAUGGAUCAUCCAUUCUCUGUAUUGUCUUUUAGACCGACUCAUUGGAUUAGUUAGUGUUAAAUAUUUCAUUUCAUGAGCUUCAUUUUGUCAGUGAUAACUUAAAGAUGAUCAUUAAAGAAAUCAAUUCAAUAAAAUACUUUUCUCCAACACCGCAAGAUUUCCUUGGCAUUUCCGCUGAAGGCACAAAAAGGAGCACAAUUUUGACAAAACGAUUUAAUUAAUUGUUCAUAUAAAGUGCACAUUUAUGUGGCCAGUGCAUAAAGAAAGCAUUUAAAUGGACAUGAACACAAGAAAAAUAAUCGACUUAAGUAGUAACAUCUGUUACAUGGGAAGAUACUGAGCAAACAGCUACAUUCAAUAGUGAAUUGUCUGUCAAAGGUCUGGUUACUUAAACUUGUUUUAACCAUUGUGUACAACACAUUUACGCUGCAAUCCUAGACUCAGGAAUCCACCCACAUUUUGUGCAGCAAGCCAACAUCGCCCUUGGUGUUGUACUCCAGUUUGUUGGUGGUGAUCUCCAAGCUGAGUUUCUGCAGGGCCUUGGAAAGAUGAUCUGUCUCGUUCUUGUUGCCACUGGCUGUCUGCUCCAGGUCCUCACUCACUUUGUACAGAUUGUCAGGAACAACAAUGGUCACGCCAUACCCGUGGUUAUCAUGAAUGUGGUUGUUGGUGAGCUUCAGCUGGGGCUGAGGGAGAAGCUGAAUAGAAAGCACAUUUCAUGUUACUGAUCAAUCCUUGGUUUUCUGCUUGAGUCGACAUAGACAUAAGUGAGUUUGUACACUAUUUUCACUAAGGUGAAGCUUACAGCGUACACCUAUUUAAAUUGGUCUGCUUAACUAUGCCACAUUUAUUACACUUACUACAACACUCACAGAUGUAUCAUGCUGCUGACAAUCUAGGGUUCCUCCUAGCUUUAGUUGAUUCAUUUCCCCAGAAUCACCACUUUCCCAAGAGUAAGCGGCGAAGAGAGAGGUUUUACUCCACCCAAAAUCUGUCCACAAAAACACCCACGAAGUGAGGAAUUUUUGUAUGGAGGUCAAUGACUGUUAAAAUGUAAAUACCAAUUUCCUAAGUAAGGCUUAUUUGAUCAAAUAGAAGUUUCAUAAUGGUUAGGUUGUUACGAAUGCACUGAUAAAAGUGGACGCACGUGGCAUUUUGACAACUUUGAAAAAAACAACUAUAGGCGUUGUGCAUGUUGUCAUAACGGACAUCUUGUAUAUAACCCGUUUUAGCAUGGACAUUGUCAUCGAGGACUUCCAUAAUUUAAAAGUAGUAAACUGAGUCGGGAUUCCUAUGAGUUGGGAGCAAUCAGCCAAUUAAGAAAAUUGGCCGCUUCAAAAUGGAGAUAGCCUCAAUGGCGCUGCCCAUGCUAUCACAGAUGCUAUAAUGGCAAAGAUACAAAGAUGAGUCCUCUAUCCAUCUCUAUGGCUUGAAAGUUCAUAUGCGUAUCUGCCCUCUCAU